This is a messenger RNA of Sceloporus undulatus (fence lizard), 7835 nucleotides long. RefSeq names its product large tumor suppressor kinase 1 (gene LATS1). Lineage: Eukaryota; Metazoa; Chordata; Lepidosauria; Squamata; Phrynosomatidae. Gene Ontology annotation, molecular function: protein binding; protein serine/threonine kinase activity; ATP binding. The coding region runs from base 159 to 3635 and encodes 1158 amino acids. The record is from RefSeq and is a predicted model, not a curated record. The transcript is spliced from 8 exons. Gene Ontology annotation, cellular component: spindle pole. Gene Ontology annotation, biological process: regulation of organ growth; G1/S transition of mitotic cell cycle; hippo signaling.
GCUGCUGCUGCUGCUUCGUGGCGUGUUUGGAUUCAUUCGCCCUUAACAGAGUUGGACCGCGGGCAGAAAAGGAAGAGCGCCGCCGCGCUUCUGUCGUCUUUUGGGGCUGAGCGGCGUCGUCCUCCUCCUCCUCAGGAAGUUGGCUGGCUUACACUUGAAUGACUGUUUAUACCACUGGAACCAACAUCAACAGUGAACUUCGAAGUUACGAAGCAGCUGUUCUUGAAUACAUUGAAAGUGAAUCUUUGUUAAAAACUAUAGGUUUCAUGAAGAGAAGUGAGAAGCCAGAAGGAUAUAGACAAAUGAGGCCUAAGACAUUUCCUGCCAGUAAUUAUACUGGCAGCAGUCAGCAAAUGUUAGAAGAAAUACGAAAGAGCCUUAAAAAUUUACCUAAGCCCUCUGAUGCUGCAAAGGUUGAGCAAAAUAUGGGUAAAAUAGCUAUUGAAGAUCCCAGACAAGGUAGAAAUCCUCCUAAAUUUGUUACUUACCAUAAAGCUUUGGAAGAAAUCAGAAAUUCUCUAGAACCCUUUGCAAAUGAAACAAGUGCUUCAGCAAGAGGAACAUCAGAAGUUAAUCGACAAAUGAUGCAAGAUCUACAAGCUGCUGGUUUUGAUGAGGAUAUGGUAAUACAAGCUCUAAGACAAACCAACAGCCGCAGCAUAGAAGCAGCAAUUGAAUUCAUAAGUAAAAUGAGUUAUCAGGAUCCUCGGCGUGAACAAAUGGCGGCAGCAGCAGCUAGACCAGUUAAUGCAAGCACAAAGCCACAAGGAGUACAGCCAUCAGUCAACCGAAGGCAGAGUUGGAAAGGUUCUAAAGAAUCUUUGGUGCCUCAGAGACAUGCUGCUGCACUGGGAGAUGGCCUGCCUUUUCAUUCGGAAAGUCCUUUAUCCCAGGGUGAUGUAGGAAGACCCUUGUCUGGAUCGGGAAUAGCAUCAUUUACUCAGGCUCAUCCUAGUAAUGGACAAAGAGUGAAUCCACCUCCUCCACCACAAGUAAGAAGUGUUACUCCACCACCACCACCUCCCAGAGGAACAACUCCACCUCCCAGAGGAACAACACCACCUCCUCCUUCCUGGGAAACAAAUUCCCAAACAAAACGGUAUUCUGGUAGCAUGGAAUAUAUGAUCUCACGGAUUUCUCCAGUACCACAAGGAGCAUGGCCAGACGGCUAUCCUCCCCCAUCAAUGAAUCCUUCUUCCCAGGGUCAACGAGGCAUUAGUUCUGUUCCUGUUGGUAGGCAACCAAUAAUCAUGCAGAGUUCAGUUAACAGUAAAUAUAAUUUUUCAUCAGGAAGGGCUGCAAUACAAAAUGGCAAUUGUCAGGCUGAGUAUAUUAUUCACCAAAAUAUUGUGACUGGUAACUCAGCAGGUCGUCAGCCGCCACCUCCUUAUCCAAUGUCUCCUACAAGCCAGCAAAGCCCUACACCUUUGCAGAUGCAAGCAGGAGGACCUGCAGCCCCAUCUGCAUAUCCUAAUGGGAAUAUUCCUCAAUCUAUGAUGGUGCCAAACAGAAAUAGUCACAAUAUGGAACUAUACAAUAUUAAUAUGCCUGGAAUUCCAGCAUCCUGGCCCCAGCCACCAUCUGGCAAUGGACAUGAAAUUUCAACAUGGCAAUCCAAUAUUCCAGUGAGGUCAAAUUCCUUCAAUAACCCCCUUGGAAACAGACAAAGUCAUGCUACUAAUUCACAGUCUUCUGCCACCACAGUAACAGCUGUUACUCCUGCACCUAUACAGCAGCCAGUAAAAAGCAUGCGUGUAUUAAAACCUGAGCUGCAAACUGCCUUAGCCCCUACUCAUCCUUCUUGGAUUUCACAACCAAUGCAAGCUGUCCAGCCCAUCUCUUUUUCUGAGGGUCCAUGUACAAAUAUGGCAAUCAUGUCACCUGCAGCAGAGGCUCCAAAUUAUCAAGGUCCACCACCUCCCUAUCCAAAGCACUUAUUACAGUCAAAUGCAUCCGUCACACCAUAUGAAACUGUGGUAAAGCCUGGCAAAGAAGAUCUGCCUAGUUUCCCUAAAGAAGAUGAUACUGAAAAGAAUGAGAAUACUGAGGCAAUAGACAGAGAAAAUAAGCAAAUAACAACCUCACCUGUCCCUGUGAGAAAAAAUAAAAGAGAUGAAGAAAGAAGAGAGUCCCGCAUUCAAAGCUAUUCUCCUCAGGCUUUUAAAUUCUUUAUGGAGCAGCAUGUGGAAAACAUACUUAAAUCUCACCAACAACGGCUACAUCGUAAGAAACAACUAGAAAAUGAAAUGAUGCGGGUUGGGUUAUCCCAAGAGGCCCAGGACCAAAUGAGGAAAAUGCUAUGCCAGAAGGAGUCCAACUAUAUUCGGCUCAAAAGGGCUAAAAUGGAUAAAUCAAUGUUUGUUAAGAUUAAAACUCUUGGAAUUGGAGCAUUUGGUGAAGUCUGCUUGGCAAAAAAAGUGGAUACAAAUGCCCUAUAUGCAACAAAAACUCUACGGAAAAAGGAUGUGUUGCUUCGGAACCAGGUUGCCCAUGUUAAAGCUGAACGUGAUAUCCUUGCAGAGGCUGACAAUGAGUGGGUAGUUCGUUUGUAUUAUUCAUUCCAAGAUAAAGACAAUUUGUACUUUGUGAUGGACUAUAUUCCAGGAGGAGAUAUGAUGAGUCUGUUAAUUCGAAUGGGGGUCUUUCAAGAAAAUAUGGCUCGUUUCUACAUAGCUGAACUGACCUGUGCAGUUGAAAGUGUUCAUAAGAUGGGCUUCAUUCAUAGGGACAUAAAACCUGACAACAUUUUGAUUGAUCGUGAUGGCCACAUUAAACUGACUGACUUUGGGCUUUGUACUGGCUUUCGGUGGACACAUGAUUCCAAAUACUACCAGAGUGGAGACCACCCACGUCAAGACAGUAUGGAUUUCAGUAACGAAUGGGGUGAUCCAGCUAGCUGUAGAUGUGGGGACAGGCUAAAGCCACUUGAACGUAGAGCAGCUCGUCAGCAUCAACGCUGUCUAGCACACUCACUUGUUGGGACACCAAAUUAUAUUGCACCAGAAGUAUUGUUACGAACAGGAUAUACACAGCUAUGUGACUGGUGGAGUGUUGGGGUGAUUCUUUUUGAAAUGUUAGUGGGGCAGCCCCCCUUCCUGGCACAAACACCGUUGGAAACACAGAUGAAGGUUAUCAAUUGGAAAACAUCUUUGCAUAUCCCAGUACAAGCAAAACUAUCUCCAGAAGCAUCUGACAUUAUUAUUAAGCUCUGUCGAGGGCCAGAAGACCGCUUGGGCAAGAAUGGUGCUGAUGAAAUAAAAGCACAUCCAUUUUUUAAAACUAUUGAUUUUUCAAGUGAUUUGCGGCAGCAGCCUGCUUCCUAUAUUCCUACAAUUGCCCAUCCCACAGACACAUCAAAUUUUGACCCAAUUGAUCCAGAUAAAUUAUGGAGUGAGGAUAAAGAAGGAAAUGUAAAUGACACACUUAAUGGGUGGUACAAAAAUGGUAAACAUCCUGAACAUGCUUUUUAUGAAUUCACAUUUCGAAGGUUUUUUGAUGACAAUGGGUACCCAUACAGCUAUCCAAAGCCGAUUGAAUAUGAGUACAGUAAUCCUCAUAGAUUGGAAUCGCAGUCAGAUGAAGAUGACGAGAGGACCAGCAGAGAGGCCCAGAAUCGUGGUCUAGUGUAUAUUUAGUAUAAAAGUUGAAAUGAAACCAUUAUUUGGGAUUUCUUGAUAUAUGCUGCAAGAAUACCUGAGAGAGCUGAUUCUGCACACUUGGGUUGGGAGGAAAGGAAAUAUGAUUAUUGUUGGUCCAAUAUCCUCCCCCUGUAACUUUUCUCCCCCACUCAAGCAAGUCUUUUUUAACAUUAAUUUAUUCCAGCAUUGUUAAUAAUAAGUGUAGAAAAGAGCAAUGCUAGAAAAAAAUAAAUUAUAAAAUUUAAGCUUUUUGUAGGGAAUUAAUUAGGAUAUAGUGAUUUCAUUAGGAAAUGAGAAACUUUUCUCUUUGUAUAUAGACUAUGUACAACAAUUUUACUCCCAUAAUUAUGCAAUGCUAUCUUUUCCUUGCAUUGACCAAAUAUUGUACAUGCCCUGUACUGAAGUAGACCAACAGUUUGGCUUCCUAUAGUACUAAGUCCCCUAUGAAUGAUUCUGGAGAGAAUAAACUGACUGGCUGCCAAGGAUUCCAGUUUUGGAACAAGGAAGCCUAUAACAGCAGUACUCAACACACUGAUUAGGAAUACAGAGAAAAUAUGUGUAGGAUUGUUUUAUUCAUCCGUGUUCCUUCUGACAAUAAACAAUAACAUUUUAGCUAAUUAAUUGUAAUUUUGCCUAACAUUUUAUGAAACAUAAUUGGAUUUGUGGUGCUGUGUAAUAACACAGAAUUCAGGCUGGUUGUGGUGGUGGUAGUGAGAUGAAAUGAUAUUGGCUUAUCACAAAGUGUCAUUAAUGUUAAAUAAACUUUUGUUUUGGUUUUUACAAGUUACUUUUCAUCCUUAGCUUUUGACAGGACACACAUGAAAAUGGAUGGGCUUCUGUAAUGCCCAGUUGCUAAGGUCUUUUAACACUAGCACAGCACUGAGCAAGUCAAAAUGACUGAGUAAGAGUAUCUAUAGUUCCAUUAAUACUGUCCUGGAUCUGAAUCAUUCCAACCAAAGGCCCUCUUAUUUCCAAAUUCAGUAUUUUAGGAUGACUAUACUUCUGCAUGCUUAUCUCUUGAAUGGAGUGCAGAUGUUUCUGUUACAGGAAGUUGUUCUGCUGCAAACCUAUGAUUACUACAAAUAAUUGAGCAAAAUAACCCCAGGAUCAUAGCCUGUGAAAUAAAUGGGAGAAAAAUUACAGAUCUGCUUUCUUCUUAAAUGCAUUUGUCCCUUCUUGAUGAUAUUGAACUUUCUGGUUCUAAUGCUGAAAUGUAUAAGUAGUUAAUUGUGUUACAUUCUCUUUCAAGCCCUGUGCUAGGCUACUUCCUCUUGAAGAAUUACCAGACAAUAUCCUGAGCUCCAUAUGACAGAACUGCUUAAGAAUAUGUAUAUAGCUCUCUGGUUCUGAAAAAUAAUUUGAUAUGUCUUGAAAAAUCUUCCUCUUUGCAGCAAGUUAUUUAUUAUUUAUUAAUUCCUUUUCUAUUUCUAAAAGGGACAGAACAACUCACAAGUAACUUUUGGGUAACCUUCCAUCUAGUAAGCUUUUCAUGGCCAAACCUGCAUAGCUUCAUUAGCAGAACUGAAUCAUUUGCCUCCAGAAUGUUGUCUAAGCUGCUUUUCUUUUCAACAGAUACAAAACAUAAACCGAAUCUUUAAAUGAAAUAAUUAGUGCAGUGUAGGGAUUUGUUAAUAAUUAGUGCAGUGUAUUUGUUGUUGUGUGCCUUCAAGUCAUUUCCAACUUAUGGAGACCUUAAGGUGAACCUAUCACAGGGUUUUCUUGGCAGGGUUUGUUCAGAGUGGGUUUACCUUUGGUUUCCUCUGAGGCUAAGAAAUUGUGGCUUGCCCAAGGCCACCUAGUGGGUUUCCAAGACUGAGUGGAAAUUUGAACCAUGGUCUCCAGAAUCUUAGUCUGACGCUAAAACCACUACACCAUGCUAAUGUAUUGUGGAUGAUAGGCUUUAAAAGGUUCUGACAGAAUAGAGUAAGUCAGAGAAGCCAGAUUUUGUGUAGUGAUAUUAAAGAAGCUUAGUACAGUCCUGUGCAUGUUUGUGCAGGUAUAACUCACUGUUUUCAGUAGAGUUUGCUCUUUAAGUAUGUAUAGGAUUACAGCUUUAUUGUUCCAACACCUCUUCCAUUUAAUGUCCACUUGAGUUUGGUCCCACAUUUUCUAGAAAUGACGGGUAUAGAAAACAGUUAAUUCUGGUUUCCCCCACUUUGGGGGGGAGGUGCUUUCUUUAUGAACAAAGGUAUCUUGUUUAUCACUAUUCUGCAUACAUUCAAGUAGUCUUCUGCAUAUCACAGAACAAGUUCUCUGCGGAGCUAAACUGUAAAUCAGACAUUAGCAUUUCUAACUUGGACACUGCAAACUAGGAUACAAUCUACAGUUACUUUGAGAUUUGUUUUUUAAAAAUAAGUCCUGUUUAAAAGAGGACUAUGGGAGUUCUUUCUUGUGUGAUAUUUAGAUCUUCCAGUUAAACUGGCAAGUUCUUAUUAUAUUUGCAAUAAAGUGUAAUAUAUUAAGAUAAAUUUAAUCUGCUGCUUGCAGGUAAAUAUCUAUAUGAAAUUGUUUGUGACUUUCAAAAUAGACUUUUCACCAUUUAAACCGAUCGAGUCCAGUCCAGAAUUAGUUAAAUAGCUAUCCUGUUGAAAUUAAUGUUUUAAGUGCACCUGUUAGCAUUUGAGACCCAUUAAUUUUCUUUGGAACUUGCCCAUAACUAUUUCCAGCCAAGGAAUGAUGAUUAAACAUUUACAAAUGUAUACCCCCAUUAGUUCAAUUAAGCCUACUUACAUUUAUAUAUGCAAAGAAAUUAUGCAUAUGAUAUGAUGUAAAUUUUCUAAAUUUAAAAAAUAAAACUACUUCAUUUAAAACCUAUUGUUUUGAAAAGAAAUCAGAUGAAUGUUGUAUUAUGGUGGAGGAGGAUGCUAAAUUAGGUUAACAAAUACUAGCAAUCCUGAUAAAUGUGUAAUGUGUCUUAAAGAUGUGAUGGAGGUUUGUUUUGUUAACAGCCUUGGUGAACUACCCCUUUUUAACUUUUCAGAAAGUAUUUAAACUUUUGUUAUCAACAGCUGACAUCAUAAGAUGGUAAGUUUUGUGUCCUAUACAAGUUUGCAGUACUGGGCCUCCCAUGGUUGCCCCCUGAAUUUGUAAAAAAUAAUUGUUCCCAAAUCUAAAAUUUUGUAUGCUAGAAAGGAGAAGACAUACUCCACAAUCAUUUGUGUUGCUGCAGGUGUCUAAAUCUGAGGCAGGACUCUGGCUCAUCUUGUUCAUGUGUAAAAUGUUUGACACUUUGUUUCUAAAUACUCUCUACUACCGAAGCAGGGUAUGUUGUCUGCGCAAUCCACAUUUUUCAAGUUUCAGUCCUGUGUUAUUUUCAGUUUUGCAAUAUAUCAGAAUAGUUUUACUUUUGGAGUAGGACUGAACAAAGUGUAAAAAUACAAAAUCACUCCAUAUUUGGUUUCCAAAUAAACCAUUUUCAUUUAAACCUUUAAAAUAGCAUUGCUUCGCUUUUUCACAUAGAAACAUAUGCACUGUAUUUAUAAAAUCUGUUCUAAUUGUGUAACUGUAUUGUAAAUAUUGUUGUACUGUUCUCUUACUUUCUAUCCUAGGGCAGGCCCUCUUGCUGGAUCUUUUCUACCGUAUUUGUAACAACCUCUAGAAUGUAUUACUAAACUUCAUUUUUUGAGAAAAUAUUCACUGUUUCAAUGUGCAAAAUUGUAAUGGAGAAUGAGUUGUUUGGACUUAAUACUAUACAUCUGCUAUUGAAUGCAGUGUGAAUGGGUGAAUAGAUGCUGCUCCUGUUACCCAAGGUACCGAUAAAAUUUUGGUGGCAAAUAUUUCUAAUAUUUGAAUCAAGACAUUGUCUGCUUCAAUGCAACCAAAGUGAAGUGAUGGUAUGUUUGGGUCAACAUCUGUUAGAAAAACUUUGAGCGCCUUAAAAUACUUUCCUGUGAAAGGCACUACUCAAGUUUACUUUUAUAUUACAUUUUGUAUAUAUGACUUUUAUACUGUAAACAUUCUGCUGAUAAAUGUUACACUUUUAUAAAAAGGAGCUUGAGAUAGGUGCCUUGGCAGAACACCUUUGCCUGUUUUUGCAUGUAAUAGCUAUUUGAUAAUCUGUUAAAUUCCUUAAAUGUUGUAUGGAUCUUCUUUCCACUUUAAAUCAGUUUUCUCUAGUGUACUGUUUGCUGGAAUAAUAAAAUUUAAAUUCAGUGAAUAAGCUGCUAAUCAAAUAUAAUUUUAUAUUGACUGAAAGUA